This is a messenger RNA of Camellia sinensis, 2914 nucleotides long. The record is from RefSeq and is a predicted model, not a curated record. Lineage: Eukaryota; Viridiplantae; Streptophyta; Magnoliopsida; Ericales; Theaceae.
UUUUCCAAUCAUUUCAUCUUCAAAAUUCUUUGAACACGAGCAUGCAAGAGAACUGAAGUCCGAACACGAAGAGAACCUGCCAGAAAAAAGAUUAACAAUCUCAACAAAAUACUAGAACCCGCAUCUGUAAAUUCAACUAUCCAUUUACUUUGCCACUUGGGAAGAUUACAAGAUGCUCUAAAACUCAUCUUCUCUAACCCAACCCACUCGGAUUAUUCUCUGUAUUCAAAAAUUUUGCAGCUUUGCAUCCACAGAAAGGCAAAAAUGGAAGGCCGUUUGAUUCAUGGUCAUCUUUUAACCAAUGGGCUUCAUUCAAAUGCAUAUUUAAACACAAAUUUAGUUAUAUUCUAUUAGAAGCUCGGUGACAUGGUUGACUCCCGUAAAGUGUUUGAUAGAAUGUCUGAGAGGAGUUUGGUCACUUGGACAGCGUUGGUAUCUGGGUAUUCUCAAAAUGGGUACUCAGAGGAAGCUCUUGUGGUGUUUUCAGCAAUGCAUAGGAUUGGUGUUAAGGCUAAUCAGUUCACUUACGGGAGCGCUUUGAGGGCAUGUACGAGUAUGAUGUGUUUGGACAGAGGGAACCAAAUUCAAGGAUGUAUUCAGAAGAGUAGGCUUGUGAAGAACUUGUUUGUGCAGAGUGCAUUGGUUGAUUUGCAUUCCAAGUGCGGGAAAUUGGAAGACGCUUGUUACAUUUUUGAGUCGAUGCCGGAGAGGGAUGUGGUUUCUUGGAAUGCGAUGAUAGGUGGGAAUGUUGUUCAGGGUUUUGCUGAUGAUGCCUUACGGUUGUUUCGUUCAAUGCUUAGAGCAGGUACGAUCCCUGAUUCCUUUACCUUGGGUAGUAUUAUGAAAGCCUUUGUUGGAGGAAGCAGUCUGAUGAAGGUCAUCCAGAUACAUGGAUUCAUCAUUCAACUGGGCUGUGAAUCACAUAAUGUUUUGAUUGGAUCACUGAUUGAUGCAUAUGCAAAAUGUGGGAGUGUUAGAAUAGCAUAUCGGAUUUACAAGAGUACGCUAAAAAAAGAUACAAUGGCGUGCACUGCAUUAAUCACUGGAUAUGCAAGUGAAGAUAUCUAUAGUAGAGAUGCCUUUGAUCUCUUCAAUGAAAUGCGUCAGAUGCAUAUGGGAAUUGAUAAUGUUAUAUUAUGCUCUAUCCUCAAUAUAUGUGCCGAUACAGCAUCACUGGACUUGGGAAGACAAAUUCAUGCCUUGGUGGUGAAAUGUCAAUCCAAACAUGAUGUAGCCAUGGGAAACACUCUCAUUGAUAUGUACUCAAAAUCUGGAGAAAUUGAAGAUGCUGAACAAGUUUUCAAUGAGAUGAAGCAGAAAAAUGUUAUUUCAUGGACGUCAUUGAUUGCCGGAUAUGGGAAGGAUGGCUACGGGCAUAAGGCGAUUGCGAUGUAUAAGAAGAUGGAAUAUGAGGGGUUGAAACCAAAUGACGUUACAUUCCUGACUCUUCUCUUCGCUUGUAGCCAUGCUGGCUUGACUACUGAAGCAACGGAAUGCUUCAAUAACAUGAUUGGUAAAUACAAUAUCUUGCCAAGGGCUGAGCACUAUUCUUGUAUUGUGGACAUCUUUGCCCGUGGAGGGAAGUUAGAAGAAGCCUAUAUUCUAAUACAAAAGAUGAAUAUUAAGCCUAAUGCCUCACUUUGGGGUGCUAUUCUUGGGGCAUGCAACAUCUAUGGUGAUAUGUCUCUUGGAGAAGUAGCAGCCAGGCAUUUGUUUAAUAUAGAACCUGAGAAGUCGGUCGACUAUGUGGUUUUAGCAGGAACAUAUGCUGCAGUUGGCUUGUGGGACAGUGUUUGGAAGAAAAGGAAAUUAACGGAAGAGAGAAGUCUAAUAAAGUAUCCGGGAUACAGCCUUCUUCGGUCCAUUAAAAAGAGGGUGCCUCUUUUGCAGCCAAAAGUGAAAAUGCUGCACUGAACUGCAUACAUUUCUUGUCCUUAUUGGGUUUGAUGCAAGUCGUGUAUUGAUGCCACAAGAGAAUUGCUGGAGAUGGUUGUUUCAUCAUAAUAUAUUAAUGAUCCAAGGACAUCAAGGAGGUUUUGGAUAGUACUACCCUGAUCAGAUUGUCAUGCAGUCAUACUUCUUAGUUUCUAUAAAUUCAGAUGUCAGGAGGAUGCUGUUCACUGCUAGUUAUUUGAUUUUUCUCCGGAAUCAGAGCUGAGAGUUGAACACCAAGCAGCCUGCUGGUAGAAAGGAACAAUGCAUCGAUGGUAGCUCACAAUGUGAGUUUCUUCAUAUUAUGUAUGUUAUAUAUUGUUAGCAUUUGAUUUCAUAAAUUUGUAUGUUUUAAAUUCACUAGAUCAAUGGAGCUGAAAUUAUCAAGUAGCAAUUACAGACAUCUCUUUGAAAUUGGCUGUUGUGACUGUUGUUGAUGGGUAAGCUAUAGUUGUGUAUCUUACUUGUGUCAGAGUUUGACUGAAAUUUAACAACCAGAUCUUCUCAAUGUGGAAUGGGGUGUGUAAACAUUCUCAUCUGCAUGUACAAUUGAGACACAAAAAUGUACCAACUAGUGGUUGCAGAGAAGCUUUUGAGAGAUGACGGAUAUGGAGGAACAAAAUUGCUGAUAGAAGGGUAUUAAUGUGUAAAGCAUCAUCCAAGUUGGAAUGAAAACUAGCUGAUCUUGGUGGAGAUUGAGCAGAAAUGCCAUUGUUAAAUCAUGCAAGUGUUCUUUAACUUCGCAGAUGUCUCAAGUGAUAUUUAAUCGCACGUAAUAUAUUAGAGUUCUGUAAGAGCGAUUAGCCUUUGCAACCAUCUUCUUCUCCUACUAUACUUUUUGGACGUGUAAUUCUCAGUUAUGUUUGCACACGUGUACAGUCUAAAAAAUUUGUAGUACCUAAGACUAUCUUGUUUGGUUGUAUAUUUGUACAUUUGUACAUCUGAUGAUGAAGUUGCCAUAUUGCAAAUUAUUUAUUUAUUU